This is a messenger RNA of Trichoplax adhaerens, 2421 nucleotides long. RefSeq lists its product as uncharacterized. The record is from RefSeq and is a predicted model, not a curated record. Gene Ontology annotation, cellular component: membrane. Gene Ontology annotation, molecular function: adenylate cyclase inhibiting G protein-coupled glutamate receptor activity. The annotation marks the transcript as partial. Gene Ontology annotation, biological process: regulation of synaptic transmission, glutamatergic; G protein-coupled glutamate receptor signaling pathway. Lineage: Eukaryota; Metazoa; Placozoa; Uniplacotomia; Trichoplacea; Trichoplacidae. The transcript has a single exon.
AAAUCUUACGCAUUUAAAGAUGGAGAUAUCAUUCUUGGUGGGUUAUUUCCAAUUCAUGAAUUUCUAUCUGAUCAAAAUUGCGGUAAUAUAAGAGAAACAGAAAUUUCAUUACAAUUAAUGCAUGCCAUGAUCUACGCUGUUCAAUCUAUCAAUAACAGAAAGGAUCUAUUACCAGGUAUACAGUUAGGAUUUCAAAUUCGCGAUUCCUGUUCUCGUGACACCAUUGCAUUAAAAGAAUCUCUACUAAUGCUAACUCGCCCUGAUUCUAAUUUCAAUACCAGCCUCGCUAGUCAGUAUAAGAUAUUACCAAGUUGUGCUAACAAUAAUUCACGAAAAUAUAAUAAUGCUUCACAAAAACGCAUUGUUGGCGUUAUCGGACCGGGCAGUAGUCGUGAAUCAGUUCUUGUUUCUGAUUUAUUAAAUAUCUUUCGUAUACCACAAAUCAGUUACAGUUCGACUAGUGAUGACUUGAGUGAGAAAGAGAGAUAUAAAUAUUUCCUUCGUACUGUUCCUCGUGAUUAUCUACAAGUCCGUGCAAUGAUUGAUCUAUGCUUACACUAUAAUUGGUCUUAUGUUCAAUUCGUCUAUUCUGAAGGCAGUUAUGGUGAAAAUGGAUUUAAAAAUUUUCGUUCACAAAUUACUACUCUCAAUCUAUGUAUCGCUGCUGAAUAUGAACUAGCUCAAUCGGCGCCUACACAUCGCUACGAUACAGUAAUGAGUAGUAUACUUAGCAAAAGUAAUAAGGCUAAAGUUGUAAUUUUAUUCUGUAAUUGGGGCGAAAUGGCAAAAUUAUUUGAAGCUGCCGAUCGUGCUAAUGCUGCUGGUAGGAUAAUAUUUAUAGGUAGUGACGAUUGGACUACUAAUACUUAUUAUAUGAAUAGUAGUAAUUAUGUCGCAGAAGGAUCUCUUUAUUUUCAACUUCAUGGCGAGUAUGUUAGAGAUUUCGAUCGUUAUUUUACUCAAUUAACGCCGUAUAAUGUGGAUCGAAUACAAGAUCCAUGGUUUAACGAAUCUUGGCAAGCUAAUUUCAAUUGCAAUCUUCCACCAGCGACAGAAAAUAUAUGUGACAAAAGUUUACGAUGGACUAAUGUAACGGGUGGAUUUACUCAAGGUCGUAAAAUAAUUUAUGUUAUUAAUGGUGUGUAUGCAUAUGCACAUGCUCUUCAUAAUAUGCAUAAAGAAUUAUGUAAAGGAAAAUCAGGUUUAUGUUCAGCAAUGCAAUCGAUUGAUGGUCAUUUAUUAUUCAAGUAUUUGUUGAGAGUAAGUUUCAUGGAUAUUGCUAACAGCAGUCAUGUAGAAUUCGAUAAUCAAGGAGAUAUUAAAAAUGGGGGUUACGAUAUUGACAAUUUACAAAAAGUAAAUAAAAGUUACAUUUCAAGAAUAGUUGGUAUAUGGUUGUCAGAUGAUUUAUCAUUAAGAAAAGAUACAAUUCAAUGGUCAAUUGGUAAUUCAAGUCAUAUUUUAGAAUCGGAAUGUAGUCAGCCAUGUCAGGAAGGACUAUUUAAGAUUAUUAAGGAAGAAAUUUGCUGUUGGGUGUGUACUAGCUGCAUUAGCAAGCAGUAUUUUAAUUAUAGUUUAAGUCAAUGCGUUGACUGCCCCAUAAAUUACUGGCCGCAUCCUAACCGAACAUUUUGUAUUCCAGUUGAUAUAACUCAUAUCAAUCUCCGUGAUGGUAUUUCCGUCAUUUUAAUCAUUUUCAGCAUUAUUGGGAUGACAUUUGUUGCCUACCUCUUUUAUGUUUAUCGAAAAUUUAACAACCACCCCACAAUCAAAGCAUCAGGACGAGAGCUAUGCUACUGUAUCAUGUGUAGUUCUAUCGUUAUCUCCAUUAAUUGUAUAACCCCUAUUCCAAAGCCAACUAUUUCUCUAUGUGUUUGGUAUCGUGUAGCGACUGGUUUAAGCUUUUCGUUAUGCUAUGGCUCAUUAUUAGUUAAGACAACUCGAAUCUAUCGCAUUUUUCGUCAUAGCAAACAGAGCCUAAAAAGGCCAUCCUUUACCAGUCCAAAAUCGCAAAUUUUGUUCGUGUCGACAAUUGUAAUUAUACGCUUACUCGUUGUUAUUACUUGGGUAGGAUUAGAACCUCCUGCAAUCCAGCGUGAAUACUACGAUUAUGGCAAAGAAAUUCACUUAAAGUGUAAGCAUGCAACAACAGAUAUGAUCAUAUCAACCUCUAUUGAUGGCACCUUGAUUGUUUUAUGUACUGUAUUUGCAUUCUUAACUCGACAUCUUCCUGAAAAUUAUAAUGAAGCGAGAUUUAUCAAUUUCUCGAUGUUUGCCGUUAUUAUCGUUUGGUUGGCAUUUAUUUCGGCUUAUUUUACAUUUAAAGUUAAUUUACAACCAGUCAUGCUUGCCAUUACUGGUUAUAUUUCGGUUAUGGCAACCUUACUAUUUGUUUUUGUACCUAAAUUAUAUGAAAUAUUC